This is a messenger RNA of Penicillium longicatenatum, 1533 nucleotides long. Its product is annotated as methylmalonate-semialdehyde dehydrogenase. NCBI's taxonomy places the organism in Eukaryota, Fungi, Ascomycota, Eurotiomycetes, Eurotiales, Aspergillaceae. The record is from RefSeq and is a predicted model, not a curated record. The coding region runs from base 1 to 1533 and encodes 510 amino acids. Gene Ontology annotation, molecular function: methylmalonate-semialdehyde dehydrogenase (acylating, NAD+) activity; malonate-semialdehyde dehydrogenase (acetylating, [NAD(P)+]) activity. Gene Ontology annotation, biological process: L-valine catabolic process; thymine catabolic process. The transcript has 5 exons. Gene Ontology annotation, cellular component: mitochondrion.
AUGCCGAAAGCCAUGGCAGCCCGACGAGGCGCCCGUUUCACACCUUUCUCACGAACCCCACGAACCCCUGUCAUCGCUAAUGAAGACACCAUGCUCCCGUCAUUUGACAAUUUCCCCGCAUAUUUAGUUGAGGGUGACUCCACAUUCGUUCAGGACGAUCAAUCGAUGGUAUUGGCUAGUUUGUCGGAGCUUGCCGAGCUGGGCGCAGGCUCCAACGCCUUUCUAGAUUUUGUCUCAAGUCAAACUUAUGACGAAAGUCCAAGCUCGACUUCAUCGCAGCCGCGCGCUGCGGUGGCGCAUCUCUUCAUCAAUAACAAGACAGUUAUGUCCAGAUCUAAGGAAUGGACUAGCAUUCUGGAUCCAACCACCCAAGCCCUUCUAUGCAGAGUUCCAUGCUGUACACACCAAGAAGUGCAAAAUGCAGUAAAUGCUGCAAAUGAUGCCCAAGAGGACUGGGAGGGUAUAGGAUUCCAGGCCCGUCGGGAGUACUUGUUACGACUCAUAGAUACUCUCAAGGACUUAUCCUCGCUCAUUGUCACGAGCUUGUGCCGGGAGGUGGGUAAGACAAUAGAAGAUGCAGAGUCAGAAUUCCACCGAGGCCUGGAUUGUAUCCACGCCGCAUGUUCUGUUGGUCCUGAAAUGGCGGGCAUGUUUCUCGGGAAUGACCCCACAAUGCUACAGACAUUCUACGAGCCAGUGGGCGUCUGCACAACUAUUACACCAUUUAGCUUCCCUUUCAUGACCCCUCUGUGGUCUAUUCCAUAUGCCCUCAUAACAGGAAAUACUGUUGUUCUGAAGCCAUCUGAAAGAGCUGUUUCAGUGCCAGCACUUCUCGCCGAAGCCGUAGUCAAGGCCGAGUUUCCACCCGGCGUUUUCAAUCUUGUGCAUGGCGGUCAUUCAGUUUCCCAGAUGCUCAUCUUGCAACCCUUAGUGAGAGCAAUUAGCUUUGUGGGAUCAGAGUCCGCUGCAAAACAAGUGCACGACCUUGCACGCAAAGCCGGGAAGCGAGUUCAGGCAGAAUGUGGCGGCAAAAAUCACGGUGUCAUUUUGGAAGAUGCUGAAAUGAUGCCUACCCUCUUCGCCAUUGCAGGCAGUGCCUUCGGGGCCGCAGGACAACGGUGUAUGUCGCUAAGUGUCGCGAUAUUUGUUGGCAACACUGCACGAUGGAUACCCAAACUUGUCGAGGUUGCCAAGUCGAUGACUGUGGGAAACGGCAGUGACGAGGAAACCAAGAUCGGACCUUUGAUAGACAAAGAGGCGAAAUCAAAAAUUGCAGCUCUCAUCGAGCGUUCCACAGAAGAGGGUGCAGUUCUACUAUGCGAUGGAAGAGACGUGAGCGUUCCAAGAUAUCCCAAUGGGAAUUUCCUUGGACCUACAAUUCUAUCUGGCGUCGAAACAUACAUGGAAUGCUACCAAACAGAAAUUUUUGGUCCAGUCCUCAUAUGUAUGCAAGUCAAUACAAUGGAAGAGGGGAUUGAGCUUAUCAACCAAAACAAAUGUGAGUUUCUUUCGGACAAGCAUGUUAAUAUCUGA